AUGGAGAGACUGACACCUUGGGAGCCACCUGGCCAUCCUCAUCAGGGGGAGGCCUUCGCCUGCUGGCGACUCACCGUGAGGGUCCUGGAGGCUCGGGGCCUGGGCUGGGCUGACAUGUUGAGCGAGGCAGACCCCUAUGUGGUCCUACAGCUGCCAACCGUACCUGGAAUAAAGUUGAAGACCAAAACAGUCACCAACUCCAGCCAUCCUGUAUGGAAUGAGACCUUCAGUUUCCUAAUCCAGAGUCAGGUUAAGAAUGUUCUGGAGCUGAGUGUCUACGAUGAGGACUCAGUCACGGAGGAUGAUGCCUGCUUCAAGUUUCUCUAUGACAUCUCAGAAGUCGUCCCUGGCGAGCUGCUCCGGAAGUCCUUCUCCCUGCGCCCGCAGGGACAGGAGGAACUGGAUGUGGAGUUCCUGAUGGAAAAAAUGACAGGCCGCCCAGAGAACCUCAUCACCAACAACGUCCUUGUGGCUCGAGAGCUGUCAUGCCUGGAUAUCCGCUUGGAGAGCACGGGGAGCGCAGCCGAGGACUCAGACCAGGACAACCUGGAGCUGGAGCUGGUGCUGACGGGGUCAUAUGAAGACACGCAGACAUCGGCCCUGGGCACAGCCUCAGCCUUCCGCUUUCACUACAUGGCAGCUCAAGAGGCAGAGCUGAGAGGGCGCCUGAGGAGCUCCAAAAGCAAAGACUGGAACUCAGACAUCUCAGCAGGGUACCUCACUAUGCCUCUGAAGUCCUUGACUAUGGGGAAGGAGAUGAUCAUUGAUGUUCCUGCUACAAAUGCCCCAGGAGUGAGGCUACAGCUCAAGGCUGAGGGCUGCCCUAAGGAGCUGGCCGUGCGCUUGGGCUUCGACCUAUGUGUGGAGGAGAAAGCUUUCCUGAGCAGAAGGAAGCAGGUGGUGGCCAAAGCCCUGAAGAAGGCCUUGCAGUUGGACAGAGACCUACAGGAAGAUGAGGUCCCCAUCGUGGGGAUCAUGGCCACAGGAGGAGGUGUCCGGGCCAUGACCUCUCUCUAUGGCCACUUGUUGGCUCUGAAAAAGCUGGGACUCCUGGACUGUGUGACGUACUUCAGCGGCAUCUCGGGAGCUACAUGGACAAUGGCCCAACUAUAUGGGGACCCUGAGUGGUCACAGAAGGACCUCGAGGGGCCCAUCCGAUAUGCCCGGGAACACCUGGCCCAGAGCAAGCUGGAAGCCUUCUCCUCGGAACGACUGGCAAGCUACUUCCAGGAGCUGGAGCUGCGAACGGAGGAGGGGCGCCCCACCACCUUUGUGGACCUGUGGGCUCUCGUGCUGGAGUCCAUGCUGCACAACCAGGUGAUGGAUCAGAAGCUGUCAGGACAGAGAGCUGCACUGACGCAGGGCCAGAACCCUCUGCCCCUCUACUUGAGCCUCAAUGUCAAAGAGAACGACCUGGAGACUUUCGACUUCAAGGAGUGGGUUGAGUUCUCCCCCUAUGAGGUCGGAUUCCUGAAGUAUGGAGCCUUUGUCCCGUCUGAGCUCUUCGGCUCCGAGUUCUUUAUGGGGCAGCUGAUGAGGAGGCUCCCCGAGUCCCGGAUCUGCUUCCUGGAAGGUAUCUGGAGCAACAUUUUCUCCCUGAAUUUGCUGGAUGUCUGGUAUGACCUCACCAGCUCUGGUGAUGCCUGGAAGCAACACAUCGAGGACAGGAUCAGGAGCCUGGAGGAGCCCCCUGCCUCCUUGCGGACCUCCUCAUGGCUGGAGGCCAUGUGGCUGCAGCCCGGAACAGCACUGGCCCAAGCAUUUAAGGGCUUCCUGACAGGCAGGCCGCUCUGCCAGCACAGCUCCAACUUCCUCCAGGGCCUGCAGCUGCACCAGGACUACCGCAACCAGAAAGAGUUCUCUACCUGGGCAGAUAGCCAGCUAGACUCCACCCCUGGCCAGCUGACCCCGCAGGAGCCCCAGCUCUGCCUGGUGGAUGCCGGCUACUUCGUCAACACCAGCUCUCCCUCUAUGUUCCGGCCAGGCCGCCGGCUGGACCUCAUACUCUCCUUCGACUACUCCCCGUCCUCGCCUUUUGAGACGCUGCAGCAGACUGAGGCGUACUGCCGAGGCCUGGGGCUGCCGUUCCCCCGCGUGGAGCCCAGCCCACAGGACCAGCGCCAGCCCAAGGAGUGCCAUCUCUUCUCGGACCCCACCUGCCCCGAGGCCCCUGUCCUGCUGCACUUCCCAUUGGUCAAUGCCUCUUUCAAGGACCACUCAGCCCCAGGUAUCCAGCGCAGCCCUGCGGAGCUACCGGCCGGCCGGGUGGAUCUCACUGGGGCCACCUCACCCUACUCCCUGUUCAACAUGACCUACAAGGAGGAAGACUUUGACCGCCUGCUGCAACUCAGCGAUUACAAUGUGCAGAGCAGCCAGGGUACCAUCCUGCAGGCACUGAAAAUGGUUCUGAAGCGCCAGACCCUGGGGGCCAGGCUGCCAGGGGCACAGUCUUGAGGCUGCCCAAGACACCUUUGUCUUCCAAAGCAGCUGCCACAUUUUACACUCCUGUCAGCAUUGAGUGAGGGUUCCAGUUUUUCCACAUCUUUGCCAUACUUAUUAUUGUCUGUGUUUUUCAUUAUAAUGCUCCUAAUGGGUAUGAAGUGGGGUCUGCUAUGCAUUUCUCCAAUGACUAAUGAUGUUAGGAAUCUUUUCAGCCCUGACUGGUGUGCCUCAGUUGGUUGGGCAUUGUCUCAUGCACCCAAGAGUUGUCGAUUCAAUUCCCGAUCAGGGCAUUUGCCAGGGUUAUGGGCUCGAUGCAGCAGGCAGCAGAUCUUUUCACAUAUUAUUGGUCUUUUAUAUAUCUUUGUGGAGAGUGGCUACAGCAUUUGGACAUGUUCAAGCCUCAGACUAAUGAGAGGGCACAAUCCUUUAGUGGCAAAGCCACGUGCAGGUCCCAGCUCGGAGGGCAAAGCCCUCCCAGCACAAUUAUAGCCAGAGGCUGUGGUUGUAAGCUUGACCUUAUGCUCCGAACCUGUGGUCCCAGGUGGCUGAGUGAUAUAGGCUGCAGGAGGUGCAGCAAGUGCUGCCAAGACAAAGCUUGAUAGAGUUCAGGUGCAUGUAACUAAGUGGAUUCGAAACUCAUGAGAACAUUGUAAACAUGUUGACCAUGCUCUUGCAUUGCCUCCUGGGAUCUGACUAUAAAAUAAAGACUUGGCUUGCAGGCUGUGUCACUGUCUCUCCAUCUGAGAACAGUGUCCCACCUGGUCCCAGCUUUAUUCUCUUGUCUGUUUUCUUUAAUCCUUCACUGCCCCCCUCAGGUUCACCACUGGCCGUGCUGAGCGCGGUUCAAUCUUCAUUAGAGAAAUGACUAUUCGAAUCUUUUGCCUACUCUAAUUGGAGUAUUUGUCUUUUUAUUGUUGAGUUGUAGGAGUUCUUUUUCUAUUCUACAUAGAAAUCCCUGAUCCAAUGUAUGAUUUGCAGUUCUUCUCCCUGACUGUGGGUUGUCUUUUUACUUUUUUUUUUUUUUUUUACUGAUUUCAGAGAGGAAGGGAGCGGGAGAUAGAGAUAGGAACAUCAAUGAGGAGAGAGAAUCAUCAAUAGGCUGCCUCCUGCAUGCCCCCCACUGGGGAUCGAGCCCACAACCUGGGCAUGUGCCCUGACUGGGAAUCGAACCAUGACCUCUUGAUUCAUAGGUCGAUGCUCAACCACUGAGCCACGCUGGCCAGGCUUUUUACUUUGUUGAUGAUGUCCUUUGAAGCACAGUUUUUUAUUUUGA
Messenger RNA from Myotis daubentonii (Daubenton's bat), 3715 nucleotides. RefSeq names its product phospholipase A2 group IVD (gene PLA2G4D). Lineage: Eukaryota; Metazoa; Chordata; Mammalia; Chiroptera; Vespertilionidae. Gene Ontology annotation, molecular function: calcium-dependent phospholipid binding; calcium ion binding. Gene Ontology annotation, cellular component: cytosol. The record is from RefSeq and is a predicted model, not a curated record. Gene Ontology annotation, biological process: glycerophospholipid catabolic process.